Toxotes jaculatrix (banded archerfish) is the source of this 3768-nucleotide messenger RNA. RefSeq names its product v-maf avian musculoaponeurotic fibrosarcoma oncogene homolog F (gene maff). Gene Ontology annotation, molecular function: RNA polymerase II cis-regulatory region sequence-specific DNA binding; DNA-binding transcription factor activity, RNA polymerase II-specific. Gene Ontology annotation, biological process: regulation of epidermal cell differentiation; regulation of transcription by RNA polymerase II. NCBI's taxonomy places the organism in Eukaryota, Metazoa, Chordata, Actinopteri, Toxotidae. The record is from RefSeq and is a predicted model, not a curated record. Gene Ontology annotation, cellular component: nucleus.
UGGAAAAGUUCUGGGAUGUAGGGAAUCCUUGUUUACAUCCUCCCGGAGUACGCCGCGGGGGCGGGGUUGGCUCCGCCCUCAUUUUUUAGGCCUGACGUCAUUGUCGCUUGUGUUUUUUAUGAAUGAAAGAAUCCAACCUCAGAGAGCAGCGGAGUAAUUCCGGGAAAAGGCGGACUGACAUUUUGUCGCCAGAGUUGCUUCGACCCAGUAGAGUGCCUGUAUCUGUGUUGACUGGUGCUUGGGGGGGAAACACUGAAGACAUUUGGAUCAUGACGACAGAAAGAAACAGCAAAGCCUUGAAGGUGAAGCAGGAAUGUGGCGAGAACGUACCCUUCCUGUCGGACAGUGAGCUCAUGUCCCUCUCGGUCCGGGAGUUGAACCUCCACCUGCGCGGCAUGUCCCGCGAGGAGAUCCAGAAGUUGAAGCAGCGCCGUCGCACCUUGAAGAACCGGGGCUAUGCCGCCAGCUGCCGGGUCAAACGGGUCUCCCAGCGUGAGGCCCUGGAGAAGCAGAAAAUGGAGCUUCAGAGGGAGGUGGAGAGGCUCGGGGCCGAGAACGCCGGCAUGAGGAAAGAGCUGGAGGGGCUCGGCGCACGCCUGGCCGCUCUCCAGAGAUUCGCCAGGGGUCUGGAAGCAGGAGGGGGCAACCUGCUGGCUACAGCCCCACGCCUCAACACCGCCUCAGUCAUCACCAUCGUCAAGAGCCCACCACAGCCUCAGCCACAGAGAGAACAGGAGCCAUCCUAGAAGGAGCUGCUGCAACCAGACUCGGGGGGAGGGACGCACAACCUGCAAUGCAAACACACAGUCACACACCUGCAGACAUACACAUACUAUAUACACACAUGCCGGAGAACAGGAAGACGAUAUUAGUAGGAAAAUACUAAAGUGCUUGUUUGCAUCACGCCUCGUUCACAUUAUGAUAUGAAAGAGUCAUUUGAUCGUGUGUGGCACACACUGACAGAAGGGUGUGUGUAAUGUUACCAAACAGGUAACAGCUAUCCUUCAAGAAUUGCCAGGAACAGCUGAAAAAUCAUCUAGGACUGGUGGAGGUGUCCUCUACUCGAUGCUGUUUUUGUAACACUGCAGCUUAGUUGACUGAAAUUUACUAAAGUACGUUUGUUCAGAAACUCUCAAAGUUCAGAAUUAUGUUCAGGACAAUGCAGCAGGUGUAAUGUGAACGAGACGUCGAGCACUGACGCACACACACAUGCACAAAAUCCUCACACUCAUUCCCCGAUCCACACGGGGGGUGAAGACAUUGACUAAGUGGACUCUUGACAGAAGCCAGACCAACCCAACCAGAGUUACUGUACAUCUCCACUGCUCAGCAAAUCCAGCCGUGACGCUGGCGCUCUCUGAUCGUGCUACAGAAAGACCAGGGCUUCUCCACGCUUCAGUUUAUGGCGCCUGACCAACAGCAAAAUGCCAGGGUGGAGUAUGUGCUGCUUCCUCCUGCUCUACAAAGUCUGCAUUCUUGGUACAGUUGUGGUGUGAAGUUAUUAGCCAUUUUUCAUACCAGCCCACGGUCAUGUGUUUUGGCUACCAUUCAAGAAAGUGUCCCAAAGUAUGAAUCACUUAGUCAUUAAUGCAGAGUUUCUCAGCCUUGUUGUUACUUGAUAUCCAGGCAGGGGACACAGGAGAUUUCUGAGACUAAUAUAUUGACAUCUUUUGGGGAUCUUUGUUUAAUAGUUUGAAAAGGAUCCUUUCUAUAUAAUCAAUCUGGUGCUUCCUUAAUUCUCCUGAAAAUGAAAUAGAGCAGUACGCCAUACUCAGAUUCACUUGACAGCUCUCUAACUGCUUGGGCUUUGAGGAUUUAGGAAGCAAAAAAAUUGUCACACAGUCCAGAAAAAGGUGGAGAAACACUGCAUUCGCAAAUCAUAAAUUCCUUGUUCAUUCAGUGAAAAAUUCUCCUAAGUUUGGGAUUCAGCCAAUCACUGCUCCCCGUCUGUUCUACCCCUCUGUGUGAGGAGAAAGUGGUUUUAUACUGCGUGUGUACACACUUCCCACAUUAAUGCAGUGCCUUCAGUGUAUGUAGGAGUUAGAAGAGUGCAAACCUAAGAGGGAAAAGGUUAAAAACAGACUGUAAUCGCUCCUUCUUGCCCGUUCAUGAUCACAUAUUUCCUUCUUUCUGUAUGAUUCCUUUUGAUUUUCCUAGUUUCUGAACUGUAAUCCCACAUUACUCAUUUCACAAUCCCUACUGUGCAGUAACUUUGCUACAGUCUGCUGUGGCUUCCUUUUUUUUCCCCCCAUAUCUGGUAGACUUCCAACAACAGAUGUUGGUCAUCUUGCUAAAAACGUGUCAAAGCGGAGUCGCGUCUGGUAGGAAUUACGCUCAAAUCGAUGCAAAUCCUCUGCAUACAUUCCCAUUUUGUGUUCCUAUUUGUAACGUUUGUAUGUGUCGUUGAGAGACGAAAAUGUUGAGUGACAUUUAUCAGAGAUAUAUUCUAUAUUUUAUUUGUAUUUAAAGGUAGAUAUUAUGAAAAGACAAGCUAACGAGUGCUGUGAUGUUCUGUCUGUUUUCAGAAGUACUUACUUAUGACUAGUCUGGGGUUAUUCUCAUGUCUAAUUAUUGUGUUGUGUGGCGACGAUGAUUACUUUACAAAAUGUUAAUUAUUAGCUAUGUAGAAAUAUGCUCAAAGCCAAUGGCCAUAUUGCUGUAUGAUGAUUUUUGUGUGUUUUUGCCAUGUUUGUACUGGCUUGUCAUAGUGGAUUCUUGGAGGGAUAUUAUUUUUCUACGAUGGUUUGUUUGUUAUUUGUGUGAAAAAAAAUAUUAAGGUCACUUCUAAUUGGCGGGCUGGGAAGAACCCCUAGAUGGUAAAGGAAAACAGAUGAGUGGAAACGUGGAGAGAAAGAUGGAGAUGAGGAGGAGACAAGAAGGCUGAGGGAGUCGUUGGAUGAUGGAGACAGAAAGUAGGCAAGGCGGACUUAGGAAAGAAGGUGGAGAGAAAGAGAGAGGGAGAGAGGUGGUGUUUUAUUCACUUGAAAUCCUCCAUCAGUCGUAGGCCUGUUUGAGUCAAGACAAGCUCAAACAGGCCUGGAUUUCAUGGAGCCUAGGCCACUGAAUAGUGCUAGCAAUAUCAUUUAUAAGCAGGCAUUGUAACACAUUAGACUGUGUUCACAAAUAACUCCUUAAGAUAUGAGGCAUAUAUUUAGCUAUAUAAAUAUCAGUGUGGCAAAGCAUUUAUUCUCAAUAUUUUAACGUCUCACAUCUGUCAAAUUGUGCUGGAUGUUUUGUAAUACUUGCAAAACAAAAAUGGUCUUUGUAUUUAUUACUUGUAUUUUUUCUAUUGUGAAAAUUUAAGUACAUUGUCUAUUUUAAAUAUUAAUUAUAAUAAAUGUUGUACAUAUUGUACAUAAAAUGGUGCCUUUGUGAUUAUCAGCUAGAUUGUAAGAGCAGAUGCACACAUGUGGUACAGAAAGGAAGUGGAUCUACAGGAUGUGUUGCACAAGUUAUGACUCCAGAUCAGAAGAUAAACUCAAGGUUAAAGUAUAAAUGGUGAGCUGCUGUUUUUGGCCAAGUGUUAUGGCGACUUAACAAGUGAGCUGAUAACAUGUUGAAAAUAAUGAUGAGAAAGGCCAAAUUUCUCCAAUUCCUUUGACAAAUAAAUUAUCAGGUUAUUGUCUUGAUAUACACGGGCUGCUACCUAAUUUGCUGACUCCGGUAGACGAGCACAGUGCUCAUGUUUACUUCAGCUUCUCUGCUAAAUCCCUGAUGUUCUCCUGUGGGUGUCGGGGGUGAUUCAGCUGUGGCCUGGUGCUUGUUUUG